Molecule: messenger RNA, 2028 nt
Organism: Elephantulus edwardii (Cape elephant shrew)
Lineage: Eukaryota; Metazoa; Chordata; Mammalia; Macroscelidea; Macroscelididae
Gene: CHADL
Product: chondroadherin-like
Exons: 6
Coding region: 1-2028 (675 amino acids)
Cellular component (GO): extracellular matrix
Molecular function (GO): protein binding
Source: RefSeq, a predicted model, not a curated record
AUGGAGGGGCCCCAGAGUCCCACCCUCUUUUCCUUGGUGAUGUUGUUUCCACUGCUGCUGUCUCCGUGGCACACAGCCGCCCAGCGCUGCCCAUGGAUCUGCACCUGCGACAACUCCAGGUGGCAUGUUGCCUGCCGGGACCAGAACCUCACAGAAGUGCCAGACACCAUCCCCGAGCUGACCCAGCGGCUUGACCUCCAGGACAACGUGCUGAAGGUGAUCCCUCCAGCUGCCUUCCAGGCCCUGCCCCACCUGACACACCUGGACCUGCGGCGCUGUCAGGUGGAGCAGGUGGCCGAGGGUGCCUUCCGUGGCCUGGGCCGCCUGCUCUUCCUCAACCUGGCCUCCAACCACCUGCGUGCGCUGCCCCAGGAGGCCCUGGACGGGCUGGGCUCGCUGCAGCGGCUGGAGCUGGAAGGGAAUCUGCUGGAAGAACUGCGCCCAGGGACGUUCGGGGCCUUGGGUGCGCUGUCCACGCUGAACCUGGCCCACAACGCCCUGGUCUACCUGCCGGCCAUGGCCUUCCAAGGGCUGCUGCGGGCUCGCUGGCUGCAGCUGUCCCACAACGCGCUCAGCGUGCUGGCCCCCGAGGCCCUGGCCGGCCUGCCGGCCCUCCGCCGCCUCAGCCUGCACCACAACGAGCUGCAGGCGCUGCCUGGGCCCGCCCUGUCCCAGGCCCGGGGCCUGGUGCGCCUGGAGCUGGGCCACAACCCACUCACCUACGCAGGCGAGGAGGACGAGCUGGCGCUGCCCGGCCUGCGGGAGCUGCUGCUGGACCACGCGGCGCUGCAGGCCCUGGGCCCACGGGCCUUCGCGCGCUGCCCCCGCCUGUACACCCUGGACCUCCGCGGGCUGCGCUGCGCGGGUCCCGGCGCCCAGGAGGAAGAGGAGGAGGAGGAGGAGCAGGCCGCACAGCCCCGCGCCCCUACGCGCGCCCCGCAGGAUGGGGAGGGGGCCCAGCCGUGUCCGCCCACCUGCGCCUGCGCCCUGACGCCCCCGCACAGCACCUGCGAGGCUCGGGGGCUCGAGGCGGUGCCCCGCGGCUUCCCCAAUGACACCCAACUCCUGGAUCUGCGGGGGAACCGCUUCUCCGUGGUGCCCAGGGCGGCCUUCCCGGGCCUGGGCCACCUGGUGUCCCUGUACCUGCAGCGCUGCCACAUCGCCGAGCUGGAGGGCGGGGCGCUGGCGGGGCUGGGCCGCCUGGUUUACCUCUACCUCUCUGACAACCAGCUCUCAGGCCUCAGCGCGAGCGCCCUCGAAGGGGCGCCCCGCCUCGGGUACCUGUACCUGGAGCGCAACCGCUUUGUGCAGGUGCCAGGGGUGGCCCUGGGCGCGCUGCCCGGCCUCGUGUCCCUCCACCUGCAGGACAACGCCGUGGAGCGCCUGGCGCCCGGGGACCUGGCUGGGGCGCGGGCCCUGCGCUGGCUCCAUCUGAGCGGGAACCACAUCACGCACGUGUCCCUGGGCGCCCUGGGCCCGGUCAGGGAGCUGGAGAAGCUGCACCUGGACGGGAACCAGCUGCGAGAAGUGCCCACCGGGGCCCUGGCGGGGCUGCCCAGCCUGGUGGAGCUGCGGCUCGCGGGGAACCCGCUCAGGACACUCCAUGACGGGGUCUUCCAGACCGUGGCCCGCUCUCUGCAGCACCUGUUCCUGAAUGGCAGUCGCCUGGAGCAGGUUUCUCCCCAUGCUUUUGAGGGUCUGGGGCCCCGGCUCCAGAGUCUGCACCUGCAGGAGAACCAGCUGCAGAGCCUGCCUGCCCUGCCUUCCCUCACGGGGCUCGAGCACAUUGACCUCAGUGGCAACCCCUUCCGCUGUGACUGCCAGCUGCUUCCGCUGCACAGGUGGCUCGCUGGCAUGAACCUGUGGGUGGGGGCGACCUGUGCGGUGCCCCCCAGUGCCCGAGGCCAGAGGGUGAAGGCUGCGGUGGCCACCUUUGAAGCUUGCCCGGGCUGGACGGCCAGGAAGGCCAAGUGGAUGCCAGCACGCCGGCCCAGAGCCAGCAGGGCCCCCAGCAACGAGGGACACUGA